Molecule: messenger RNA, 2664 nt
Organism: Panicum virgatum (switchgrass)
Lineage: Eukaryota; Viridiplantae; Streptophyta; Magnoliopsida; Poales; Poaceae
Product: casein kinase 1-like protein HD16
Exons: 15
Coding region: 431-2344 (637 amino acids)
Biological process (GO): peptidyl-serine phosphorylation; signal transduction; endocytosis
Cellular component (GO): cytoplasm; nucleus
Molecular function (GO): ATP binding; protein serine/threonine kinase activity
Source: RefSeq, a predicted model, not a curated record
AUAGUCCUAUUGCAACUCUGCAAACUUUUUUUCCCCUUCAUUUUUCCCCAUUCCCCGUGCUGCCGAGGCGUCUGCCGCGCCCCUUCCUGCUCUCCCCAUCCCCGACCACGGUCCCCGUCUUCGCCGGCCAACUCAUCAGCCGCCGGGGACCAAACCCUAACCCAGUGCGACCGCGUCUCCGCCGAUAUCCGCUCGCCUCCCCGCCCGAUCUCCCCUCCGGACGCGGGGCCGUGGGGCUGACCCCUUGACGGAUGCCAGCGCCCCGCGGUUGCGCGCGCCGAGGCCGUGGAGGGCAGCGGCAGCGGAAUCCGGUCGCCGAGCCACGAGCCGCGAGGUCUCAGGUGCUGUAGCCGCAGCCGCCGCAGUCUCAGCAGCAGCAGCAGCAGCAGCAGCGCGAAGAGGAGGAGCAGGAGGGAGGGUAGGCGAAGGGAUGGACGACUUCGACAGCGGUGGCCGGAGCGGGGACAAGGCAGGCGCCGGCCCGGGCGACGACGGGGGCGCCCCGCCGCUGCCCCGGACGGUACAAAUUGGAAAUUCACCAACCUAUAAGCUUGAAAGGAAGCUUGGAAAGGGAGGAUUUGGACAAGUAUAUGUUGGUCGACGUAUUUCUGCCCCUCGUCUCAGUGACCGGAACCCUGGUUCAAAUGCUUUAGAGGUUGCACUGAAAUUUGAACAUCAAACUAGCAAAGGAUGCAACUAUGGAGCUCCUUAUGAGUGGCAAGUUUACAACACUCUUAGUGGAAACCAUGGUGUCCCACGGGUACACUACAAAGGAAAGCAGGCCGAGUUUUAUAUCAUGGUUAUGGAUAUGCUGGGACCAAGCCUAUGGGAUGUUUGGAAUAACAAUUCCCACUCAAUGUCUGUUGAGAUGGUUGCUUGCAUAGGCAUAGAGGCAAUCUCCAUACUGGAGAAGAUGCACUCUAAAGGGUAUGUCCAUGGUGAUGUGAAACCUGAGAACUUCUUGCUUGGUCCUCCUGGUACCCCAGAUGAGAAGAAGCUUUUUCUUGUUGACCUUGGACUGGCCACUAAAUGGAAGGAUGCUGGUACGGGACACCAUGUCGAAUAUGAUCAGAGACCUGAUAUCUUUAGGUUUGGUUGGAAAUAUUUGUAUGAUGUCCUUUACCAUGCACAUUGCUUCAUUGUAAUGCUUUUGUCAUAUGCUUUUUGCUUCAUAAACAGGGGCACUGUUCGCUAUGCUAGUGUGCAUGCCCACUUGGGAAGAACUGGGACCAGGAGAGAUGACCUUGAAUCCCUCGCAUACACACUUAUUUUUCUUCUCCGUGGUCGCCUCCCUUGGCAAGGAUACCAGGGAGAGAACAAAGGUUUUCUCGUCUGCAAGAAAAAGAUGGCGACAUCUCCAGAGUCUUUGUGUGGAAUUUGCCCACAACCUUUCCGGCAUUUUGUUGAGUAUGUCGUGAACUUGAAAUUUGACGAAGAACCAAACUAUGCGAAGUGCAUUUCUCUUUUUGAUGGCAUUGUUGGCCCAAAUCCAGACAUAAGACCGAUAAACACAGAUGGUGCUCAGAAGCUAAUAUACCAGGUUGGCCAGAAGAGAGGCCGCUUAGUAGUGGAUGAAAACGAUGAUGAACAACCUAAGAAGAAGAUCAGAAUGGGGAUGCCGGCAACUCAGUGGAUUAGUGUGUACAAUGCCCGUCGACCUAUGAAACAGAGGUACCACUACAAUGUAGCUGAUAAUAGAUUACUACAGCAUAUUCAAAAGGGAAAUGAAGAUGGUUUGUUUAUUAGUUCAGUUGCCUCAUGCUCAAAUCUGUGGGCUUUAAUUAUGGAUGCUGGAACUGGUUUUACAUCACAAGUAUACGAACUCUCUCAUCACUUUCUGCACAAGGAAUGGAUAAUGGAGCAGUGGGAGAAAAAUUUCUAUAUCACCGCACUGGCCGGUGCAAAUAAUGGCAGCUCUCUGGUGAUCAUGUCAAGAGGAACGCAAUAUGCACAGCAGUCCUACAAAGUAAGUGAUUCAUUUCCCUUCAAAUGGAUAAACAAAAAAUGGAAAGAGGGCUUUUAUGUUACUGCUAUGGCAACCGCUGGGAGCCGAUGGGCAGUUGUCAUGUCCCGCAAUGCUGGUUUCAGUGCUCAGGUAGUGGAGCUUGACUUCUUAUAUCCAAGUGAAGGCAUCCACAUGCGUUGGGACAAUGGUUAUCGCAUCACGGCCACAGCUGCCACGUGGGACCAGGCGGCCUUUAUCUUGAGUGUCCCUAGGAGAAAGCCUACUGAUGAAACACAGGAGACCCUGAGGACAUCUGCUUUCCCCAGCCAGCAUGUGAAGGAUAAAUGGUCCAAGAACCUCUACCUUGCUUCCAUUUGCUAUGGAAGAUCCGUAUCAUGAAGCCCGUUUUUCUAAAGUAAGAUAUACUAAUAUGAACCACAGGUGGUUCUAUGAUAAGAGAUGGGGGAUUUUGAAGCUCAAACUUUGCUAACCUACUUACCCGCAGCUAACAAAAGGUAACCUAUAUGAAAGAAAGCAAAGCUGGUUGUGUUUGGCUAGCAUGCAGCAAAGAACAGUGUGGUCUGUUUUUUUGUCGGUUGUGUAUAAAUUAUCAAAAGCAUUAGAGUAUGUUGUAAAGAAUGUAGAGGUGUACCUGCUGAACCAUUGCCAUGUACAGAAAUUUAGCUUUACAAGGUUGUUUGGCUCCCAAAGUCCCCAGA